Messenger RNA from Rotaria socialis, 2625 nucleotides. The record is from the annotation of a GenBank genome assembly. NCBI's taxonomy places the organism in Eukaryota, Metazoa, Rotifera, Eurotatoria, Philodinida, Philodinidae.
AUGCAAUUUAAUAAUCAACCUACUCAUCAUUAUUAUCCUAGUCAUAUGUCUUCAACUCGUCUACCACCUCCAUUAACAACAUCCUAUAUUCAUUUACGCUCUCAUGUUAAUCAAAAACCUAUUCUAUAUGGUACUGCACAACGAAAACAUUCACAUCCUUAUCGAAAAUUUCAAACAGGUACAACAACAACAUUUGCUGGAUAUACAAAUAUAUCUAAUUAUAAGAAAAAUAACUAUUUUGAAAAAAACCACCAAGCUUAUAAUAAUAAUAAUAACAACAAUAAUGUUCCUAAUAAAAUUAAUGCUCUUCCUUCUUCUUCAUCUAUACCUGCUCUUAUGUCCGUCGAUUAUUUUCAACAACCACCAAGAAAAAAUCGUCGAAGCUUUCAACAUGCUGAACAAUACCGUAAUCAGGCACCACCAAUAAUAAUCAAUAAAUAUGAAAAUAAUACAUAUAGAAGUUCAUCACGAUCAAAUAAAUUUACUGGUAUUGUUUUAUCUGAUUCUAUGUGUAAGUAUGUACGAGCCGAUCAGAUAAGUUCACAAGGUAUUCAAGUAAGAAUAUCUUUUGAAUCUGGAUGCGAUUGUACUCGCAUGUUAAAUUAUUUAGAACAACAAAGUAUAGAAAAAAAUUUUCUAUUACAAUCAAAUUUUAUUCUUUUUUCUCUAUGUACAAAUGACGUUGCUAAUCUUGGUCCUAAUCUUGCUAUAGAAUAUUGUCGAUUAUUAAUUGAACGUACUCGACAACUAUUUCCUCGAUUAAAAUCUAUCGGAUGGCUAGCAUUAUCACCACGACACAAACCAUCCAAAUUAUAUAACUCUUCUGAAAUCGAUAAUAAAAACAAAGAAUUCAACCAACUUCUAAAUAAAUUAUCGAAUGAAAUGAAUUUUCAAAUAAUAAAUGCAAAUCUUCAAAAACAACACAUGCACGAUGAUGGCCUUCAUCCAUCCAUACAUUCAGGACGUAUACUUAUUGAACGUGCAAUAAAAAAUUGGUUUUCAAAACAAAAAGAUACUGUUUCAUCAUCUAAUUUAGAUAACUUUGAUAAACGCAAUAAUUUAGCGCAGAACAAUUUUAAUAAACGUAAUCACAACAAUCAACAAAAGCAACAACACUAUCGAUAUCAAUAUCAGCAAAACCAGCAAUAUUAUAAUAAACAACAACAACAACAACAACAACAACAGCACAAUUAUCCAAUUGAUAUCAAUAAUAAUAAUAAUACUAAAAAUGUUUAUCAACCAUUAUCAUUAUCAAAAAAAAGAAUACAACAACAACAGCAACAACAGCAAAAAAUUCCACAAGAAACACAAUACAAAUCGAGUAAAGUACUAAUCAAUCAUUAUCCACAUUUUCUAAGACAUAGAGAAGAAUUCUUUCGAAAAGUAUCCAUUCCAGUAGAAUUAGAAAAGUAUAAAGAAAAAAUAUUUCAAUUAAGUAAUAUACAUUAUCAAACAGAAUAUUUGAAGUUAGAGGGAGAAAAAUGGAAAAUCUAUAAAAUAUCAGCAAUAGACAAAGAUAAUAAAAAUAAAAGUAAUAAAGAUCAUGUAGAACUAAUGGAAACAAUUAUAAUAGAUGAUAAUGAUAAUAAUAAUAAUAACACUAUACCAAUAAGUAGACCAUCACCAAAUGGAUUAGCAGGUCCACCUGGGCCAUUAGAUUUAAGUGAAUAUUCUGAAUUUUUUGAUGAUUGGUUGUCUGAUCCAAUACCAGGACAAAAACGAAAACUCGGACAUCGACGAGAUGAUCCACCCACACCACCAUCUCCAAGAGAGCCACCACCACCAAUAAUCCCAAGAAAAACUUUACCACCUAGAAAUGUAAAUAUUCCAUUAACUGGAGGAUCCGUUCAUGGAUCACCAUUUUCUAAUGAUAGAAAACAUCAGCAAAGAAAUGAGCAACGUUCAUUUAAUGCAUUAUUACCAUUAGAAAGACAAGAAUCGAAUAACGAAGAAAGGCAAAUAACUAUUGCCAAUAUAGCAACAGAAUCGUCAAUGAUUAUAUCACCUAUAAAAAGUUCGACACCAGAAAUAAAAGAAAAAUCCCCUUCAGUUAUACCAAAAAAUGGUAUAAAGGUAACAACAACAACAACAACAACAGAUAUAUCAUUUGAAUGUAAAAUCAUCCCUAUCGAGUGUCGUUAUUUUUUCAAAAAUUUAAAACAAAAAUAUACAUUUGAAAAUAUUGAAGCUCAUCAAAAAUUUCUUGAGAAAGAAUACAAAUCAUUAGAGGACGAAAGAGAGAAUAAAUUGAAAUUGUUCUUUCCAGAAGAAAAACGAGCUCAAGUAAUUUCUCUCGUAAGAAAUAUUGUCGAGAAAGUUCUUGAAAAAAAACAAUUAGACGAUCAGAAAAGAAUCGAUAAUCUCAUCUUGGAUCAUAAACGUGAAAAAGCAUUGCUAACAAUCAGAAACAUUGGAAAUGAAUCAGCACAGCAAUACAUAGAAAAUUUAAAAGAAAAAUUCCAGAGAACAUUAGACCUGAAAUUACAACUCGAUAAAUUAGAAAAAAGAUUUGUCGAGAAUAUGCCACCACCAUCAUUGAAUAUAUUUGAUAAGUUACAGCUAUACGCAAAACAGCUACAACCAGAUGAUAAACAUCUGAGUUCGCUUAGAGAGCAGUGGAAGAAU